GGUCUGUCACUGGUCAGCUCUGUCAUUGAGGGCAACUUUGUGGAGAGCUAUGGUGAAGUCACCGCUGCGAAACUGUCAUUGAAGCGUGCAAUCCGCGAGGAGAAGAUGAAGGCGUUCAGUCAGGUGAUUUCCUCUCCUGACAUCACGCAGGGCCUAUCCUAUCUAGUCCAGAACAGUGGCCUGGGUGGUAUGACUCACAACACUGUGAUGCUCUCAUGGCCAAACUCGUGGAAGACCAAGGGCACCUGGAAGAUGUUUGUCCAAAUCAUCCGUGUCGUGUCGGCAGCUCACCACGCCAUGCUGGUGAUGAAGGGACACGAUCACUUCCCCAGCAAUGUUGACCGCGUCACCGGCCACAUUGACAUCUGGUGGGUGGUGCACGACGGCGGGCUGCUCAUGCUGCUGCCAUUCCUGCUGCGCCAGCACAAGGUCUGGCGAGCCUGCAAGCUACGCAUCUUCACCGUCGCACAGAUGGAGGACAACAGUCUUCAGAUGCGGCGUGACCUGGAGAGCUUCCUCUAUCAAUUGAGAAUCGAAGCUGAGGUUGAAGUUGUUGAGAUGUUGGACAGUGAUAUCACUGCCUACACGUACGAGCGGACAUUAGUGAUGGAAGAGCGACAGCGCAUGGUCAAAGACCUCAAUCUGUCCAGGAAAGAGCAGAAGCGUGAUGUGAAUCACAUUGUCGACUCCGCUCAUGGUCGUGGUGCAUCCCAUGAGCCCGGUCCUGCGUUGGACCCGGCCACACGACAGCCCAGCAGUGGCCAGCUCUCCUUGCCGUCGUUCCAGUCGCGCCCCGACUCAUUGCAAAUGCCUGCGCCGGGUCUGGACAAUGUCCGUCGCAUGAACACUGCCGUCAAGCUGAAUGAGAUUGUCGUCCAUCGCUCGCACAAAGCUCAGCUGGUUGUUGUCAACUUGCCAGGACCUCCCAAAGCUGGAACCGGUGGUGAAGAGAGCUACAUGGAGUUUGUAGAGGUGAUGACAGAAGGACUAGAGCGUGUGCUUCUGGUUCGCGGCGGCGGUCGUGAGGUCAUCACUGUGUUCUCCAGAAAGUUGGAACUCGGUAAACAGAGACUAGAGAAAUUUAGAGAGAAGCGUGACAAGAAAAAGAAGAAGAGGCCUGCCACGGCGUCUGCGGGUGCGAGCGGUAGUGAAGCAGCAACAGCCAGUGAUGUUAGCAGCGAGGCAUCGCAUCAUCAAUCUACGGACAGCGGCAGCGUAGCGACUGCACAGGCGAGGGUCGGGCAUGGUGAGCCUGAGCUGAGUCAGUCCGCUGUUGACAGUGUGACCCAUAAUGCUAGUCAGGAUGGUGAAGUGGACAAUAUCUUGUCCGCGGCUAGUGGAGGCGUGAAGAACACUGAAAGCCAUGAUCUGAGUGCAUCUGGAUCGGGUGAUCUUGGCAACAGUCAGCUGAAUACGUCACACAGCAUCUCACCCAUUCCAGCCGACAGCGAGAUCCUGAAUUUCGGUGAGGAGAACGUCGAGGAGAUGGGAGCGGGCGCUGGCAGUGGGUGUGAAGAUGGUGACCUCCUGUCCAGAGCCAGUGAUAUACUGGCCAAGCAGAGUAUUGACAGUUCUCGCUCAUCUAGCUAUGCUGACUUUGCCACUGCCGGUCAUGUCCAGUACACUGAUAGUGAUGCUAGUAGCCAUGCUGCUGCCGUUGCAUCACACCAACCUGGCUCUGGGCCAGAUGUACAGGCAGAGUUAGCUGAUGUCACACUAAAGCUUCAGAUUGCCGGCGAAGAGUGCGAGCGGCUACGCGAGGAAUGCAUGCGGGCAAGACUGAGCCAGCAGACCGACAGCGAGGCACAUCAGGCUGAAUUGGAUGCCUUGCACCAGACCCAUCAAACUGAGCUACACAACGCCGUCCACGCGGCUGUCGCAGAGUCGGCAGAGGCGGCCAAAGAAGAACUGAGCCAGCUCCGGGGACAAUGGCAAGCGGAGAGAGACGAGUUUGCUACUCAAAUCAAGCAAUUACAUAGUAGCAACGCUGCGGCCAGUGAAGACCGAGACGAAUUCGUGAGUGAAAAGUCUAGACUAGCGGCGGCGGCUCUUGCUGCCGAGCAGGAGCGAGACCAACUGCAGGCUUCCCUGGACGCCCUCAAAGCAGAGUCGCUCAGAGUAGCCAUCGACGUGGAGACCAGAAUUACUUCUCUACACAGCGAUAGCGAGCAGCGACAGUCAAGCCUGGAGAGUGAACUGCACCAUGCCAAGGAACAGCUGGUGGUUCUAAGCAGAGACAAUACUCAACUGGAAGAGACGAUGACCAGUUUGAAACAGGCAAAGGAGUCAAGCCAAGCAAGCCGCGACUCGGCACGCCACGAGUUACUCUUUGUCAAGGAGCAGAAUACACGGCUUGCAGCGCAGGUCCAACAGCUCGAGGAAGCUGCUGAGUCGGCGCAAACUGCGAAAGAGAGUGAAGCCUCCCGUGAGUAUGAGUCACAGCUGGGUCGCCUGCAGCAGAGCAUUGCAUCUUUGGAGGCUGGACACAACGACCAGCUGGCAGAUCUUCAGCGGCAGCUGGACAGUGCUCGGCAGCAGGAGAGGAGCAGUGCAGAGGAGAAUGCGCGUCAGCUGAGUGCCGUUCACAGUGACCGAGAUGCCGUAGAGCUGCAGCGCAAUGCACUGCAGCAGGAGAGAGACCAGCUGCACGGCACGGUCUCUAGCCUGCAGGAGCUGAUUGACCAUGCCAAGUCCCAGGAGACCGUUCAUGAUCAGCGCGUGGCGGCUUUGUCUGGCGAAAACGAGAGCCUUGCGGCACAAGUGGAUGAAUUGAAGGAGCAAUGUCGCGCAGCUGCGCUCUCAGAGCAAUCCGCUUCUCAGCGCCACGCAUCUGUUCUCGCUGAAAAUGAGAGCCUAGAAGCUGUAGUCGCUCAGCUUCGCGAGGAAUCUAGUGAGUGGCAGACUCUACGGCAGCAAUCCAAGGCCUCGCAGGAUCAACUACAGCAAGUCCUGGAGGAAAAGAAACAGCUUCUGGAUGAGCUUUCCACCAAGAUGCUUUCCAGCUCCAGGAAUGACACGGAGGUGCAGCACCUCAUGGAGAGAAAUGCCGAGCUUGAUAAAGAGAAUGAUACUCUCCACCAGUCCAUUGCGACGUCCGAGGAAGCAUCGCGUGAACUGCAACGCACCUGCACGCAACAAGUCCUGGCUGCUGAAGAUAGCAAGCAGCAGAUGGAGCAGAGCAUUGAGCAGCUAACAUCGCAGCUGUCUCAGGCUAAUGGUGACAAGACGAGUUUGAGCACGGAACUGGCUGCAGUGAAGGAUGCUUGCCAGCAGCAAGAAGCUAUUGUGACCGAGCUUCAGCAGAAACAUGCUCACAGCGAGUCGCAACUGACCAUCCAGCAACAGGCACUGCAGCAGCUGGAGCAGGACUGCUCACAGGCAAGUGCAGCGUUACGCCAAGCAAAGCAGCAGGAGGCUGCGCUCAGCAAUGAGCUCGGUAGCGUCCGGUCGCAACUGACUGCACUGACCGAUGAGCAUCGGUUGGAGCUGAGUCGUCUUGAAGCGCAGGAAGAGAGCGCGCUGGCAUCGCUCACUGCGUCGCACGAGCAAACCCUUCAGCGGUGCGUUGCAGAACGGGACAGUGAGCAUGCCACGGAAUUGGAACAUGUCCAGCAAGCGCAUGACCAAGCAAUGGCCACUUUCCGUCAACAAGCCGAGUUCGACUUGAACAAUGCAAGAUCUACAUUGGGUAAUCAGCUACAGGCUGUUGAUAAUCAGCACCAGGACACUCUGCAGGCAGAACGGGAUCGUGUGCAGGAACUAUCAGAACAGCUGGCCAGUCUCGAGAGCUCACUGGACGCUAAGACACGUGCAAUUGCGGCCGUGAGCCGUGAGAUGGGCCUGGAUGACGGUGCUGAGUCGACGACAACGGAGGAACAGACGUCGGUGCUCGCCGCACGUGUCAAACACGCCAACGAAACGGCGUCCGGAAUGCGAGCCGCCCUGUCCAGCAUCAUGCAGCAGAUCAGCGGAAGCACUGUGGCCGCUGAUCAGCUGGAAGAUCAUGCCGCAUGCUUUGACCUAGCGCAGCAGGAGCUGCAUCGACGCGCCGAGGCACACCGUGCCACCGAGCAACAUCUCCAACAGGAGCUGCAGCGUGCCCUCGAGCAAGGUGAGGCCGUGCAGACAGCAACCGAACAGCAGCACCGUACUGCCCUCGCGCAAGUCACGCAUCAGAUGCACGAGCUGCAGGCGAGGCUCAACAACGAGCAGGGCGUCGUCAGCAUACUGCAGGAUCAGGAGAUGGCUGAGGUGGAGCGCGUGCGACGCGAGUGCGAUGAGUCCUUGCAGCUGGCACUGGCCGACCAUCGCCAGGAGAUGGCCAGCCUUACAGAGCAGCAUGCCGACCGGCUGAGUACGCUGCAAGAUGACCAGCGCCGUGCCUUAUCACAACUACACACCGAGCACAAGGACAUGGUUCAACAACUGGAAGCAUCCCACGCUGAACGCACCGCAGAGCUCCAAGCAAGGCACACGCAGCAAGUAACUGCUGCUGAAGACGCUCUACGGGUAGCACAGGAGGAAAACGGGCAGCUCCGAAACGACUGGCGUAAACUCGAACAGGACCACGAAGCACACAAGAAGACUCUAGCUGAGCAGCACGAUAGCGAGCUGAGAGAAUUGCAAAGCGGUUUUGAAGCCGAGCGCCAGACUCUACAACAGACUACAGACAACACCCUGGCUGCUCUUCGUGCUGACCUGGAACAGCAGCAUGCUGUGGCAGUGAGUACUUUAGAGGAGGAUCUUUCCAGGGAACAUGCAGCCAAUCUGGCGAAGAACAAUCAGGAGCUGCAGGAGGAAUAUGCCCGCGAGCUGCAUGCCCUCAAGCAGCGAUCGACCGACGAGCUAGAGGCCACCAGAACCGAACUGCUAGCCGCUGUUAGUCAGAAGGAGCUGCUUUAUAGCAAGGAGAUCGAGGAGCUGACGCGAGAACUGGAUGCGCAGCAUGAAAACCAUGAUGCAUCCGCCCUGUUGGAUGACCAGCGUGCACUGCUGGAGACGGAGAAAGAGCUCGCGCUGCAGCAGCGUGCCAUGUUGCAAGUCAAGGCACAGAAUCAGCAAGACAUGUCGAGGUUGGCUGAGCAACACGGUGCAGAGCUUGACGAGGCACGCUCUUCCUUCCAUGGCGAGCAGCAACGUCUGGAGCAGACCAUAAACAAUCUAGAUACGGCCCUGAAAGAGCAACAGGCUGUAUGCAAGCAGCUUGAGCACUCUCUACAAGUGUCGGAGCUAGCACUUGAAGGCAAGAACUCUGAGCUGACAUCUCUUACGUCUACGGUGGAACAGUUACAGAAAAGCUUUGAUCAUGAAGUGAGUGCACGUCAUGACGACUCCACAGGUAGACUUCAGCGCCGGCAUGAGCUGGAAAUAGCUGAGCUGCGGUCAGGCCUUGAAGAGCAGCAUGCCGCUGAGCUCCAGAAUGUCCGCCUGGAAACGGCAGAGCAAACAGCAGAGCAAACAGAGGCUGAGAUGAAGCGACAGUACGAUGAGCAGGUACAGCAGCUAAUGUCGAGUCUCCAGGAGAAGCACGACACGUCCAUUGCUAAUGUGAAGUCACAAGUUGCAGCAGUGAAGCAGAGCGAGUUAGAGGAGCAGCUGAGCGAAGCUUUGGAUGAGCUACGCACCGAACUUGAACAGAAGCAUGCAGUUGAUAUUGAGGACGUGACGAGGACAGUUGCCUCGGAGAGUGAUGCCCAGCUGGAGAUUGUGAAGGCUGAUUUUGCCGAGAGGCUUCAAGCGAUGACUGCUGAGAACGAGCAGCUGUCGAUGGAGCAGGAAACUCGGCUCCGUGGCCUGUUACAGCAGCAAGCCAUUGAAUGCGUGCAGCAUGUGAAGACUGGUUCACCAAACGAUGAUGGAGAGUGGCACAAUCUCACCGAGGAGCUAUUGCUUUGGAAGAGUAACAUGGCAACAGAGCACCAGCAAUCAUUGGAAGAACACGACGAGGAAGUUGUCAACACCAUGAACAGACUGAAUGCUGGCGAACCCCUGGAGGUUACCACCGGUGGUCAUGCGUAUGUGCAGCAACUGAUUGAGUGGCACACAAAGAUGACCACCGAUCGUGCACAGCUUGCACGUCUUGCAGCACAGAUUGGCCAAUUCGAACAGCAGGUCACUGAGCUGGUGGAGCAGCAGAACCAGGAGCUGGAGAAUGCCUUGGAUCAGCAGCGGGGCACGCUGAUCGCCGAGUACAUGCAGAAGUUUGAGGAGAUGACUCAGCAGCUAGAGGAGAGCCACCGGUCGCAGCUUGGCCAUGAAAUAGACGCGUGCAAUCAGCAGUGGCAGGAUAAACUCCAGCUUGCCGUCGAUGAGCAGAACACAAAGGUUGCCGACGCACUGGGCAAGACGGCCACGGAGAGCCUUGCCACUCAGAAAGCAGACUACGAGCAGAUUCUGAGCAGGCUCAAUCAGACCGUGGCCGAGCAGCGCGAUGAGUACGAGGGGAGGCUCGCGGCUGCAGCCGAUGCACAGGCGCAGCUGGAACAAGCUGUCAGCCGCCUGCAGCACGAGCUCGCCACCUCUAGGACCCAGUGCAAUGAACUGGCAGAUACGCUGCAGGAGAAGACCCAGCAGUCUGAUGCUGCUCUGAGCACAUUGAGAUCCGAGCACAAGCUUGCCGUCUCCCAACUGGUAGCCGAUCUAGACUCACGCCAUCAGCAGCACUUGGAUAGCGUCCGCAAGCAGCUAGUCGAAGAUAAGUCUGAAGCGAUAGCAGCGACUGUACGGCAAACUGAAGAGGAAGUGUCUGUGCCCCUCAAACAGCAGUUAGCUGGUGCAGAGUCAGUAAGAGCAACACUUGAGCAGCAGCUCACAUCUAUGCAGCAGCAACUUCAAGAGGCGCAGGCCGUGCAUCAAAAGUUCGUCACGAGCCACCUUGCCACAGCCAUUGCCGAAGCGGAAAAGUGGCAAAACUCGUGCAAGACAGCUUUGAUUGAGCGAGAGGAUGCCAGGAACUCAUGUACAGCAUUGCAACAAAGCUGUGAUGAGCAGUCGUCCCGUAUCUCUGGCCUCGAGCAGCAGAUUACCUCCCUCAAGGACGGUCUCAGGACAUUCCAAGAAACGGAUGAUGACCGCGACAGUCGCCGCAACAACGAGAUUGAGGAGGUGAGCAACUUGCUGCGUAUGGUGGAGAGUGACAAGCGGCGCCUGGACAAGCAAGUGACAAGCCUAACUGCUGCUAACCAACAGCUCAUGGCCAUUCUCUCUACACUGGCUAAGUCAGUUGGAAAGUCCAACGAUCUCCUGUCUUCUCACCGCCGUCGCUUACAGCGGUUUUCUGCUAGAGAGCCUCCUGAAGGUCAGCAGCAGACAACCCAGGCACAACAGACAACCCAGGCACACCAGCAUCAUCGAACCACGCAGCAAUCUGCUGUGGUCAGCCGUCCGGUAAGCGGGGUGCAGGCCGUGGUGUCGCUGGGCGAGAGUUUUGCCGAUGCCCAGCGUGUAGCCAGGGACUCUCUUGUCAGUGCUGCCCCGCUGAUGUCAUCAACAUUGGUAUCAGGUGGUGCAGGCAGUGGUGGUAGUGGUCCUGCUGUACCGUUUGAUAGAUACACGACUGUAUCGUCAUCGUCCAGUCAUGCCACGCUGCGCAGUAUCUCAACAACCGUGGACAGCGGUCUUGGCGGCGGUGUCACCUCCAGCACUAGCACCGGCUCUGUCAAUGAUCCUACGUAUUACAGGCCUCUAGAUGGUGCUAGCGCUACUACGGGUCCUGCCAGUCUAGUCAGUGUGGACAGUACUGCUGCGCGUCAGUCUCCACUCGCCGAUGCUCGGUCACCGCACGCCGCAAGCAGCGUGGGCUCUGGAUCUCACGACGACGAAGACGACAACGUAGAGGAGCUGCUAUCGCGCACUCUGAUGGCCGACCAGUCGGUAUUGCCGCUUAGCUUCAGUGAUCUGCCACCGUCACGGCUGAACUUCAGCUUUGAGCUUGCCGAGCCAGCAUCAUCUUCACAAAUCGGCCCUGCUCUGGAGCAGGCUGUGCAGCAACUUUGGCUGCCAGCACAGGACUCGACGGCUCCAUUGUUUGAUGCGAGUGCCGAUCUCAGCCAGGAUUUCAACGAGAGUGUAUUUGAAGGUCCGACGCUGGACGAGGGAUCCGAAACGUUGCUGCAGCACAUCGGCGAUGAGCUACUGAAGUCUCUGCAACAAGUCCUGGCCGUGCAUGCUGAACACUGGAGCAUGCAGCGAGCAAUCGAGCAGAAAGCCACUCAGCAGGAUGACUACAUCCGCCGGCUAUCCACUCAACGCAGGGAACUGGAAGAGCGCCUCGAAGCCGCCGUCAGCUCAGCGAUGUCAUGUCGCGCGGAAUGCGACCGCGCUGUGACAGACCUGCAAGAGCAGCACGCAUUGACAGUGAAAUCCAUGGGCGAAGAGCUGGCUGCAGCUCGUGGCCAGCUUAAGAGUGUGGCAGCAGAGAAAGAAGCUCUGCGGCAGAGGCACACUGAUCUGGUGCAGAGCCGGGACAGCUUAGAAGCACAGCACCAGAUAUCCUAUGAAGCCAACGAACAGUUGUCGCAGGAGCGCGAGCAGCUGGGCAAUGAGAUUGCGUGUUUGCAGGAGCGACUGCAGUCAGUGGACAAGGAGAAUGCAGAGCUGGCCAGCAAAGUAGCCAGCAUGUCGCAAGAUGUAGCCACGGCUGCAUUGUGGAGGGAACGCCUGUUGUCCGUGUCGUCGGAGAAUGAUGAGCUGCGGCAGAAACUCGACGAGCACCUGCAGCGUUUGCAAGAACUGGAGGUGGUCGAGGUGAAGCUGCAAGAAAUUGAAGGCGUUCAUGCAGCUAGCCAGGAGCAGCAAGAGCAGUUACAGAGCCAGAUGUUGGUCAGCAACCGUCAGGUUUCGUCACUCGCCGAGCAACUAGACUCUGUAGUGUCAGAGAAGAGUAGGGCACAGCAGGCCAACGCGGACUUACAGCGUGAACUGGAUGACUUACAGCGUGAACUGGAUGGCCUGAGCUCCCAACUGAGUGCUUAUCAGCAGGCUGCUGCAGAUGGCGUCUUGGCGGGUGUGCCCAGCAGGGUACAAGACGACUCGGUCAGCGACUCGCUGUCUAACAUAUCCGAUCUCAGCAGCGGGGAAAGCACUCAGCAGGAGCUUGCCUCGUCGUCUAUUGGCGGUGUGCAUGCUGCGGCGGCUGCGCGGAGCCUGAGGGAAUCGAUCAUGUUGUCUUUGCAGGACUGGGCCGGUGAGUACAGCACUGCGCUGAGUAACAACUUGAACCUGGUCACUGCAGUAGCGCAGGUGCGUGCCGUUGUGGCAGACAAGAGAGAUCAGCUGAUUGCGCACGGCAAGCAGCUAGAGUCCCAGCUUGCCUCACUGCGCCAGGAGCUGGAGACUCGCAUCACAGCCGAUGAUCAGGAGAGAAAUAUCCUUACGGAGAGCAUUGGCGUCUCCAACGACAGGAUUUCUCAGCUUGAGCAGCAGCUGGCCAGGAAGCAAGGGGAGCUUGCCAAGUCUGAAGAUCGCCUAGCGCAAACUGCAAACUCCAAUGAGAGUGACAUCCAGCUUCUGGAGGAAGACCUGCAGCACAAAUACUCGUCUGAGGUUGAGACACUGCGCACACGUCUGCAUCAGCAAUAUCAACAGCAGCUGAAUACUACUCUGGAGACUGUCCAAACAGAGCAUCAAACUCAGCUGGAGUCUUUGAAGGAUGGCCACCUCGAUAUCAUCAACCAACUAGUCGCGCAGCAUGCCCUGGAGAUCGAGAAGGUUGCCCGAGCCACUACGUCUGCCAGUGCAGAGCCGAGCGACUCCGACAGCACCUUACCCGACGACAUUCAUGAUUUGCUGACCAGAGCUGUUGCAGAGGAAUCGUUCACGGACUCUCGGCCAGUCGCAGCGCCGGCUGUAUCUAUUCAAGGAGUCGCCAACCAACUGCGCGCUAGUGCACAAGCUGUUCUUUCACUGAGCGAGGGCUUGCAGCAUCUCCAGUGCGAGGCGCCAUCUGUCUCUGAGCAACUGCGUAGAGAACGUGACUCGCUGCAGACGACCGUGAAUACCCUACAGCAGCUGCUGGCACGAUCCAGCAGCAAUGGUGGGGAUAGUGGGGACGGUGACUCGUUGCGUAACGACAUCAUUUCCACGCUGCAGCAGCUGUUUGCUCAGCAGCGCGAUCUUCUCUCGUCGCACACCAGCAGGACGCCAUCUGAUGCCUGGCUCAAGCAGCAGAGCAUGUGGGAGAGCGAGCGACUGCUGCUUCAUGCCGAAAUCAAGCAGUUGCAAGCAUCGCUGGACACGUUGAGGCAGGAAUCACAGCAGCACGCAGCUGAGCUGCAGGCCAAGCUAGCCAGCGCUCAACAGCAUCACCACAGUAUGGAUCUGAGCAGCAUUGAACAGCUUCAGGCACAACUAGCCAGUGCUCUGCAGCAGGCUGCUCUUUCUCAGUCCAGGCUGGCAGAUGAAAAACAGGCCAGCGAGGAUUCACAGGCCCGCGUGCAGUCGCAGCAGUCUGAGCUUCUCGCGUCUCAGGCACGGUGUCGAGAUCUUGACGAGCAACUUGCAGUCUUGACACGUUCCAACGCUCAGGCUGCACUACAGUUGCGCACCGAACAGCAGCGCGUUGCUGACCUCCACCGUACCCUGGACACGGUGCGGGAAGAGGCUAACCGGACGGCUAGCUCUCAUGGUGCCGGUGAGGCCGCUCUGAAAGCCGCUCUUCAGGAACAGGCUGUGCACAUCGAGGACCUACGAGCAAAGUACAACGAACGCGAGUCCACCCUGGAAGGCCACGUGGCACGUCUUCAAGAUGAAGUCUCUCUGUUCAGUCAGAAAAUUGAGUUGGCAGUAUCGGCAGAGCGUGAGCGUGGUGAGCAACUCUUGGCGCAGGAAGCAGCUGGAGCGACGGAACUGCGCCGCCUGCUGCAAGAAGAACGCAGGCGUUCGUCGGUUACUACGCAACGGCAGCAUGGUGCAGAGCAGGAAGAGCUGCGGCGUUUGUCCGAGCAGCUGCAGUCUUCGGAGCAGCGGCAGCGUGACCUGCAGGCACAGCUCCGCAGCGAGCAGUCCACAGCACUGCAUGCCAAUGAAACCAUACUGCAGCUGAAGGAACAAUGCUCUCGUCUUGGUACUCAGGCAUCGGAGCAGCAGCGCCUGAUUGAUCAAAUUCACGCUGACUUGAGCGAGAGAGCUGCCAAAUGCCAGUCACUGGAGAAACGCUUACGUGAUGCUGAGCGGCGGCAGGGAGACACCGCGGGACAUGAACAGGCUCAGCAGCAGUUACAGUCAGCCUUGCAGGCAGUACAGGCUCAAGUCAAGCAGCUCACUGCCCACCUGGAUAUUGAGCAGAGGACGGUCGCAGAGCUGCGUACCAACGAGCAGCUGCAUUCGGCAUCCUAUGCGUCGCUGCAGCACGACAAGGAACGACUGGAGACGCAGCUUGCCAGCUUGCGGCGCCAGCUCAAGACCGCUAGCGAUGCUCUCGCAGCACGUACCGCAAGCCAGCCACUGCCGCCGGCAACUGAGACGAGCGAGUGCUUCCAGUGUAGGGUCACUGUGCCUCGUCUGGAACGCCAGCACACCGACAUGUCACAGCUAGCUGAACGUCUGAGUCAGGAGCGAGGUCGUCUUCAGGACGAGCUCAACCAGGUACAGGAGAAGGAAAGGCGCUUGCGUCGCGACUACCAGCAGCUGCGCGCCACCACACAGGUCGGCGAUCAGCGCAGCUCUGCCGAGCAGGCCGUGUGGCAGAAAGAGCGGACAUCUCUCUUACGACAGCUUGCCGACCUCAAGUCAGUGUCGCGCUCAGCGGAUGUUGAUCUUUCCAGGAACUACGCCCGUGCAGAGCGAUUCCGGCGAGAGUUGUCUUUCCAGAAGCAGUACCUUCUGACGUUGUUGGGCGGUUUUGCUGACUGUGAGGAUGUCGUUCUUCAACAGGUGGGUGUUGCUCUGCCUAGAGUACGACCGCGCCGUCACAAGUCUGCUGUGCCGAAGAAGGCGAAGAAGGUCAGUCGGUUUGUUGUGGUGGCGCGUUGUGCAGUUGCUGUGUUUCGAAUGAAGCACUUUGUCCGCUCACCUCCGGUGCCACGACCUCUGCCGGCACAGGUAAUUCGCAGCACCGACCGUCUUCUCGCCAGAGAAGUGAAUGCUGAGGCGACGACAUCUUCGUUAGCAAAGCCACGUCAUAAUCACCGGCACACAUCAUCACGGCAUCGCUCCAGUGCAAAGUCUGCAUCCUCGGCGAAGGUGCCCGAGUCCACUGUGCCUCCGUUCAUUCCGGAUGCCGCGAGUGAAGUUGAAUCUAGUCAGAGUGAUGCCGCCUUUAGAGCGCACGUGCAGCGCCUAAAUCGCCUGCAGGACAGGCUGAAUUCGGUGUCCGUGCCGACAGCGGGACCCUCUCAUCGUACGUGAUGACUUUGCUGCUUCGAUGUGUGUGUAUGUGUGUGUGUGUGCGUGCGCGCGCGCGCAUGUGUGUGUGUGUGUGCGUGCGCGUGUGGGUGUGUGUGUAUGUGUGCGUGUGUGUGUCUGUCUGUGUGUGUCUGUAUCUGAGUAGCUGCUGGACAGUGUUCACACCGACUGCAUAGUGUGUAUGCACUGUGUAGGGUUGCUGGUGGCAUGGCAUGUCCAGACUACAGUGAUCCAGGGUACGUGCUACCAAUUCCACAGUCUUUAGGAUACUCACGUCCUAACUUCCAUUGAAUUAGAGAAACUGACACUGCUUACACCGCUGGAAGGUGCGAGCGUUUUCUUUCCGUUUUCUUUCUGUAGCUGCGUAGGACGAUGUAUGUUUUGGUCUUUCUGUCUCUUUGCAACGCCUGCUCUUUGUUGGCCAGCAUACUUCUCGCUGUCCUCCCCAAAUAAUGUCCAAUGGCAUGCACAUGCGGUGACUGCUUUGUCUGUUUGUGCUGUGCUGGUCAAAUAGGAAUUUGCUGAAUCUUUUCUUUUUUAAACAAAACCUGCUCUUUGGACUUUGGUUGAGAUGAUUAUAGGAAUACACUAUGUGCGUUGAUGUCGUCUUGAGUGCCAAUUUGAGAAAUUUUACUUGCCACUAGCUCUCCCCGCUAUUCCCCCCCACCACCAC
Molecule: messenger RNA, 13015 nt
Organism: Sycon ciliatum
Lineage: Eukaryota; Metazoa; Porifera; Calcarea; Leucosolenida; Sycettidae
Exons: 9
Coding region: 106-12345 (4079 amino acids)
Biological process (GO): chloride transmembrane transport; chloride ion homeostasis; potassium ion homeostasis
Cellular component (GO): plasma membrane
Molecular function (GO): potassium:chloride symporter activity; RNA binding
Source: RefSeq, a predicted model, not a curated record